AUUUGGGUCCUGCUCCCGAGAUUGCUUAACAGCAAACCCCUAACCCCUUUCUCCUCUUGCAACAAUGGGUGGACCCUUUAACCAAACGGUUUGCUCUUCAUCAUCUCCAUCGCUAUCUACUUGGAGAAGCGAUAACUUCGAGAGAACCCGACAACAAUGGCGUUCAUCUUCUUUCUUAUGUUGUACAUCACUUAAUCGCGGUUAUCUGUCGCCUGCAUUCUCUUCCACGCUUUCAAAUACAUCAUCCAAACUCCAAAAGUCUCUUCAAAUUGUCGCGUGCGUCCCUUCGUCACAGCCAGAGAAGACUACCACUACCUUCACCAACUCUACGAAGCUCUUUGUCAGUGGACUCUCCUUUCGUACAUCUGAAGAGGGCUUACGUAAUGCUUUUCAGUCAUUUGGGCAGCUCAUUGAUGUGAAUCUGGUGAUGGAUAAGAUUGCUAAUAGAUCAAGAGGUUUUGCUUUCCUUCGGUAUGCAACAAAGGAGGAAUCUGAAAAGGCCAUUGAGGGUAUGCAUGGAAAGUUUCUGGAUGGAAGGGUUAUAUUUGUCGAAUACGCGAAAACCAAAUCUCAACUCCAUCAAGGCGUCAAACAAGAUUCAAAUCCGUAAUGAGUGUAAUUUUUAUGCAUUAAGGACAAAUAUUUACCAAGAUACAUAAAAUACCAUAAAAUGUAUGAAAGGGUGUACAAAUUUAAAAUAAUAUAUCAUUUUGUAAGGGUAGGUUAAAA
Lactuca virosa is the source of this 729-nucleotide messenger RNA. Lineage: Eukaryota; Viridiplantae; Streptophyta; Magnoliopsida; Asterales; Asteraceae. The record is from the annotation of a GenBank genome assembly.